Molecule: messenger RNA, 1577 nt
Organism: Leptopilina boulardi
Lineage: Eukaryota; Metazoa; Arthropoda; Insecta; Hymenoptera; Figitidae
Product: WD repeat-containing protein 89
Exons: 8
Coding region: 260-1456 (398 amino acids)
Molecular function (GO): protein binding
Source: RefSeq, a predicted model, not a curated record
ACAAUUUUGAGCACAUGUAUUUACAAAUUACAAUACUAAUUGUUAUAAAAGUGAACAUUGUAGUUUUUCUUUAAUGUAUUUUAGUUCCAAAUUCUCCACAUUAUUUUAAAGUGAAAAUAAGAAGAAAGAAAAUUAUAUUUAUUAAUAAAUUGUAUUUAAAAUUUUUCUCUAAGUUAUAAUAAAUUUUCAAUUUUGAAAGUGAUAUAAACUUAUAAAGUAAUUGACAGCACUGAUAAUUUUAUAAAUUAUUUCAUUUAAUAUGUCAAAAACAACAUCGUUAAAAACUUUAAAUACAGAAAAUGGAGGUAGGAUAAAUAUGUUAAAAGGAUCAUCAAUAUCUGAACGUGAAAUAACACUUAUGAAAGAAGAUUUAGUUUCUGAUGAUACUUAUGUUCUUGCUGUUUGUGGUACUCAAAGCGAUUCAGAUAUUUGCAUAGGAACUGCCCUUUCAAAUCAUUCAUGUGUUAUAUAUUCAUUAACUGAUGACAAUUUGAACAGAUAUGUAACUUUAACACAUAAUAAUGCAUCAAUUGUGGGCAUAAAAUUUAGUCCUACUUCUCGAAAUAUAAUUUACACUGCUACCGCAGACGGAUAUGUUCGAAUGUUUGAUUUAAGAUUAAAGGAGAAAUUGGUACUUGAAAUUAAAGAUGACGUAAAAGGAUCAAAGCCAAAACCUCUAGCAAGUUUUGAUAUAAGUUGUGAUGAAAGACUUUUAGCAGGUGGUACUGAACUAAUAAAUGGAGACGCAUUUAUUCUUUUUUGGGACAUAAGAUACAGUAAAUCUAAAACACAAUGUAAAAACAAUCUUCUAGGCGGUUAUUGGGAAUCACAUACUGAUGAUAUAACCAGUUUGUCUUUCAAUUGUAACAAACGAGACGUAUUGGCAUCGGGUAGUACAGAUGGCUUGAUUAAUAUUUUUGAUUUAACGCAAUCUUGUGAAGACUCUGCAUUAAUCCACUCGUUAAAUACGGAAUCAUCAGUGGAUAAAUUAGGUUGGCUUAAUACCAAAAGUCUAUGGUGUACAACACAUACCUUCUCAUUACAAUUUUGGAAUAGCGAAGGAGCAACUCCGUAUACCAAUUUUGAUAGAAGUCAACUUGCCGCCUUACAGAAUGGAACUGUAGACAAUUGUUGUCCGAUACGAAUUCAUACUUCAAACGCAUAUGAAGAACCUCUGCUGGUUUUAGGAUCAAAUAGCGGCAAAGGAGAAAACUUAAAAUGUUUGAGUGUCUCCGAUGACGAUUUCAACAUUUGCUACAAUUUAGUUGGAAACAAGCAAAUUGUUCGUGACAGCUGGUUCCAUAAGAAGAGUGGUUGCUUAGUAACUGGAGGAGAAGCUGGUAUUGUAAAUGUAUGGAAAUCAAUGGAUUCAAAUGAUUCUCACAAUGGUACAUUAAAUAAAUUACAUCUUAAAGCCAGAAAUAAUGGAAAACAAAAUAGGUUCAAACCUUAUUAAAGUUUAUAUAUUUUAACACUGUUAUAACAAAAAUAUAAUUUAAAUUCAGUUUGUUUAUUAGGUAUAUAGAAAUUUGUAAUUAAAAUUUUUUAAAAUAAAUAUCAAUUAUAUUUUUAGGCAA